UUCGUCAAAACAAUCAUAAGGGGGCGCUACGUUCAAACGCAGGGCCACAUCCGCACUGACUUUUUUUAAACAUCCUUUUUGGACACACACUGGUAGUCUGUCUGCAACUCGUUUUGGAGCGCGCCUGUGUGUUGAACAGCCGAGCGCCAUGGAAGGAGGGUACAAGCAGGGAGAGGACCAGACAGCGUCCCCGUUUGUCACGACGGAACCGGAAAGUCAGGGGCAGACGCCGCAGAGGAAAAGCAAGCGUUGUAAGAUUAUCUGUGGGGUUGUCUUUGUCUGCUUACUCAUCCUUCUCCUUGCACUGAUAUUGGCGUACCAACGUCCCGUUGACGACAAUGGUGUGAACUGGCUCCAGAUGGACGUCCCUGUGGGAAGUGAGCAGCCACAGUGUCCACCAAGUUUCACCAGGCCGCCCCUCAUCCUGGUGUCCUUGGACGGUUUCCGGGCCAAGUAUUUAAAAGAUCACGGCGACCACCUGCCCGUCAUCAGCAAGUUACGAGCUUUGGGUACAACCACGUCACAUAUGAGGCCAGUGUAUCCGACAAAGACAUUCCCAAACCAUUACUCAAUUGUCACUGGCCUUUAUCCAGAGUCCCACGGGAUAGUUGACAACAAAAUGUUCGACGUAAACCAGAAUGCAUUCUUCAGCUUGAAAACUGAGGAGAAAUACAACUCUAAAUGGUACCAAGGAGAGCCAAUCUGGAUCACUGCCAUGAGGCACCAAUUGAAAGCAGGAACUUUCUUCUGGCCCGGUUCAGAUGUGGCCAUCAAUGGCAAGUUUCCAGAUUUCUACAAAAUCUAUAAUAGAAGCACCACUUUUGAGUCCAGAGUGUUGACGCUUUUUGAGUGGCUGGAUUUAGCACAAGGAGAACGACCUGACUUUUACACUUUGUACCUGGAGGAGCCUGACUCAUCCGGGCAUCGCUAUGGACCAGAAAGCAGCCAAGUCAUUGAGGCCCUGAAGAAUGUGGACCAAAUUAUGGGGAUGUUAAUGGACGGUUUGAUGCACAGGAACUUGCUUCACUGCGUCAACCUAAUCAUCGUAUCGGAUCACGGCAUGGAAGAAGCAACAUGUGAAAGAGCAGCAUUUGUGUCAACCUACCUGAACGACACAGACGACUUCACGGUCGUACAAGGCGCGGCCGCUCGUAUUAGACCCAUUCGGCUGCCAGUCGACUUCUUUUCCUUCGACUAUGAGGGCCUGGUGAAGAACCUGUCGUGCAGGACUCCCGCGCAGCCAAUGAGGGCGUACCUUAAAGAGAACCUCCCCAAACGCUUUCAUUUUGCCAACAAUGUGAGGAUAGAGAGAGGACACCUGUACAUGAAGGAAGGCUGGCAGACAGCGCUAGACCGCAAGGAAAUCAAGUACUGCUCGGGUGGUUUCCAUGGCUCCGAUAACCUUUUCACUAACAUGCAGGCAAUCUUCAUUGGUCACGGUCCAGGAUUUCAAAAUGGCACAGUUGUGGCUCCCUUUGAGAACAUUGAAUUGUAUAAUCUCAUGUGUGAUCUUCUCGGCAUCCCUCCCGCUCCGAACAACGGUACACAUGGAAGUCUGAAUCACCUCCUCUGGGAUCCCGUCCACUUUCCCGUUCACCCUGCGCAGCUCUCCCACGACACGCCCUGCGAGGCCGCUGACCCCGACCCACUUGUCAACUUUAACUGCUCAUGCAACCCACUCAAAGAAGGAACCGGCGGUGAAGACACAGAAAGCAUGCUUCCAAAUGCCAUCGUCAAAUCUAGAUUACGUCGCCUCCACCAUCCCUUCGGUGUGCCAAGUGUUGUCCAAGCGGAUGUGACUUUUUGUCUACUUCACCAGUCCAGCUACAUCACAGGCUACAGCCAAGACCGUCACAUGGCUCUCUGGGUGGCGUAUAACAUCCCAAAACUGGUCAGCGCGAUACCUCUGGACCCAAAUUUCGAGGCGUGUAUUUGCAAAGACGUCCGCAUACCAGCAGCCACCUGCCAGAUGUGCGCCAAUGACAACACCCAGGGCCUGCUCUACCCCCCCUACCUGAAUAACAAACAAGGAGCAGCAGACUCACUCAUCUCCAGCAACAUGGUACCAAUGUUCCCUGAAUUUAAAAAUAUUUGGGAGUACUUCCAUGGUGUCAUGCUUCCAAAGUAUUCAAAGCAGAUGAAUGGAGUCAAGGUCAUGAGUGGUCCAAUAUUUGAUGAAGAUUAUAAUGGAAAAGUUGACGCCUUCAAGAGCCUCGCGCCAAAUGAGGCCACAACGCCAUCGCAUUUUUUCGUGAUCCUGACCAGUUGUAAGAAUUCUACCUUUGAUUCUGGGAACUGCAAUGGUCCUCUCAGGGUCAAGUCCUUCAUCCUCCCACACAGAGCGGAAUACACCGACACCUGCUCCACCUCCUCAGAUUUAAGAUGGAUGGAGGAAUGGAUCCAGCUGCACGCGGCUCGCGUCCGUGAUGUGGAACUGCUGACUGGACUAAGUUUUUACCACGAUAGGUUGUCCGUUGAAGAGACGCUACAGCUCAAGACUUUUUUACACAGUGUUUGAACUCCAUUAACUGUAGAUCAGAUGAAGAAAAAAAAAAGCGCUCUGGCUUCACUUGGUGCUUCGUUCAUUUAAAAAAUCUGGGAUUAUGGCAUUUAAAAUGAUUGUUGUAAAUACUGAAUGCCAUACCCCGGUUGUAGAUCUUGUUCCUUGUGUCAUUGAAUUACUUUUAUUUUGCUUCUGGAAACCAGAACCAAAGACGGACUGAAACAAAUCCAAAUAAUUCUGCUGAAAUGUGCGUCCACAGUUCAGAAAAACACCUCCGCAAUGCAUCUCAAGAAAGAAAAUCACAGAAAGUCAAAGUCUGCUUUAUUGUUAAUAUCCUCACGUCGACAUACAAAGAGAUCGAAAGACAUAUGAGACCCAAUUGGUCCACAGACAAACAAAACAUUCAAGUAAACAAUACAAAAAUGAUUUCAGUACUGUAGAUAGUUCCAAAGGUGAACUUGAUAUUAGAUAAUAAAAAUUCAAGAUUCAA
Molecule: messenger RNA, 2993 nt
Organism: Syngnathus typhle (broad-nosed pipefish)
Lineage: Eukaryota; Metazoa; Chordata; Actinopteri; Syngnathiformes; Syngnathidae
Gene: enpp1
Product: ectonucleotide pyrophosphatase/phosphodiesterase 1
Exons: 23
Coding region: 149-2518 (789 amino acids)
Biological process (GO): inorganic diphosphate transport; ATP metabolic process; negative regulation of fat cell differentiation
Cellular component (GO): cell surface
Molecular function (GO): metal ion binding; dinucleotide phosphatase activity; phosphodiesterase I activity
Source: RefSeq, a predicted model, not a curated record